Pantherophis guttatus is the source of this 5862-nucleotide messenger RNA. RefSeq names its product potassium inwardly rectifying channel subfamily J member 4 (gene KCNJ4). Gene Ontology annotation, molecular function: inward rectifier potassium channel activity. Gene Ontology annotation, biological process: regulation of monoatomic ion transmembrane transport; potassium ion import across plasma membrane. NCBI's taxonomy places the organism in Eukaryota, Metazoa, Chordata, Lepidosauria, Squamata, Colubridae. The record is from RefSeq and is a predicted model, not a curated record. Gene Ontology annotation, cellular component: plasma membrane.
UGGAUUGUACUCCUAUCAUUCCCCAUUGCUGCAUCUGCAGCUUGUAUCCAUGGUUUUGAGAUCACACACAGGGAUGGGUUAAAGUAGUGGAAGGCUGUUGGAUUUUAGUGGAGUUGCUGACUUCUUAGUUACAGACUGCACAGCAAUCAGAUAACGGGAAGCAAGCAAUUUGAAAAGAAGGAGUGAAAAAGAAAAACAGAGAAAAGCAAGAGGAAGAACAAACCCUGAAAGAAAAGUGUGAAUGAAACAGCAGGAGUGUAAAAGAGAAGGCAAAAGGGUAGGAGGUGAGGAGGAAAGGCAAAGAAAAACUAGAAAAAAUAUUGUUUGAAAAGCCUAAGACCGGGCUGCAAAUUUGCAAGUGGGAACACCUAAUAGAGCAUGUUAAAAUCAGGAAACUAUCAAACGAAGAAGAGAAGAGAAGACUGAGAAAACAAUGAAGGAAAGUUGGAGGAAGAUCAAGAGCAGAAGAAACUAUAGUGAAUUACUUGGAAAUCUGGCAAAAAAGAUGGACCCAGAAAGGGAACACUUUUAGGGGAUAAAAAUGAAACUGAAUGGGAUACAGACAUUGCUCUCUUCUCCUUUCCCUUGUUAGCUGGAUUUUGCAGGACUCUGAUGGAAUAAACUGGCUUCAGAACAGGUAUCUAUUCCCUCAUGAAAGGAACCGAAGCUUUUACAGCCUUGGGACACCAUUUGUGUGUGUCCGGUGUGUGAUACUCCCAAUCACACACAAGAUCGGAAGCUGUUCAGCUUUAUAAUAAGAAGUACCUCAUGAUAAAACGAGUCAUGGGCAGCAUCCGGGUAAACAGGUACAGCAUUGUUUCCACUGAAGAGGAUGGACACAAAGUCUCCUCCCUUGGCAGUCUUAAUGAGCAGAGUCGUAAUGGGAAAGGUCAUGCCCCUCGACGGAAACGACGUAACCGUUUUGUCAAAAAGAAUGGCCAGUGCAAUGUCUACUUUGCUAACCUAAGCAACAAAUCUCAACGUUAUAUGGCUGAUAUCUUCACUACUUGUGUGGACACUCGUUGGCGCUACAUGCUCAUGAUCUUUUCAGCAGCCUUCUUGGUCUCAUGGCUAUUCUUUGGUCUGCUGUUUUGGAUCAUUGCCUUCUUUCAUGGUGACUUAGAUGUCCCAGGUGCAGGGAGUGGUUCCGUUGCUACAAAAUUCUGCAUCAAACAUGUCAACGGGUUCUUGGGAGCUUUCCUCUUCUCAGUGGAGACCCAGACAACCAUUGGUUAUGGUUUUAGAUAUGUGACUGAGGAAUGCCCACUAGCUAUCAUGGUGGUUGUGGCGCAAUCCAUUGUAGGCUGUGUUAUUGAUUCUUUCAUGAUUGGCACCAUCAUGGCAAAAAUGGCACGCCCCAAGAAAAGGGCCCAAACCCUACUCUUCAGCCAUCAUGCUGUCAUCUCUCUGCGGGAUGGCAAACUCUGCCUCAUGUGGCGGGUGGGGAAUCUAAGGAGGAGCCAUAUUGUGGAAGCUCAUGUUCGGGCCCAGCUUAUAAAACCCUAUAUGACAGCAGAAGGUGAGUAUCUUCCAGUAGACCAGAGAGAUCUGAAUGUGGGCUAUGACAUCGGCCUUGAUCGUAUCUUCUUAGUGUCUCCCAUUAUUAUUGUUCAUGAGAUCGAUGAAGAAAGUCCACUCUAUGGGAUGGGCAAGGAAGAACUGGAGAGAGAGGAUUUUGAGAUUGUUGUUAUCCUUGAGGGUAUGGUGGAAGCAACAGCCAUGACCACUCAGGCUCGUAGCUCCUACUUGGCUAGUGAAAUCCUUUGGGGCCAUCGUUUUGAGCCUGUUGUCUUUGAGGAGAAGAAACAUUAUAAGGUGGACUAUUCACGUUUCCACAAGACUUAUGAGGUGGCUGGAACUCCUUACUGUUCUGCUCGGGAAUUGCAGGAGAGCAAAAUUACCAUCCUGCCUUCACCUCCUCCACCUCCUAGUGCCUUCUGCUAUGAGAAUGAAUUGGCUCUUGUCAGCCAGGAUGAAGAUGAGGAGGAUGACUUGGAUGUUGGAGUAGAUUUGGGAGGAGGUCCAAAGGAUGAUGCAGGAGUCAUACCAAUGAUGGAGUUUGGGAGCCAUAUGGAUCUGGAUCGAUUGCAAGUCUCCAUUCCUCUGGAUGCACUCUCAUACCGUAGGGAAUCAGCCAUCUGAACUGCCAUCUUGAUUUUCAUCCCACUUAUAUUCCCUAAAUGUUUCAUUACUGCUCUAGCACAAGCUUUUGGUUGGAAAAUCCCUACUGUACUUCUACCAACUAUUGAAUAUAUAUAGACAUGACACUUGCCUGGUGUUGGACAAUCCAAGCUUCCUGCCAUGCAGUUAUCAAUUGGUUUUAAAUAUCCUGAAUUUAGAACAGAACCAAGGUCAUUUCUCCUCAUUUUCACACUUCUCUUUUCUGUGGCUUAAAACUGUGACAAAGCAGCAACAGAUGUGACACACUAAGAUAAGAUGGGACAUGUUUUGCUAAACUGCCAGCAGUAGCAGAGAGACCAAUAAUAUUGCUGCAGGACAAGGAAGCUGCAAAUAUUAGCAAGCUGAAUGAAACUGGUGUUUCUCAGUGUCAUAGAGAGUUCUGGCAGUGGCAUAUAAUUUGCAUGUAUAUUAUUUGUUGCAUACAAACUCUUCAGGAGAAAAUAGCUCUAGCUUUCUCAAACAUGUACAGUUAAUCUCAGUCUCAUCCUGGUUCUUGGUAUCCAUGACUCCCUAAGUAAGUUAAUACCAAGUGUUCUGAUCCAUUUAAAAUUUCUGUUCCUUCCCAUAGAAAUGCAAACGGGGCAAAUCAGAAAUAUGUGCAAGAGGAGAUUUUACAAAUUGAGUCAGAAUUCAAAUGACUUUUAACUGGUCCUUUCUAAGCAAUGCAAUCUAUAUGCCCACUUCACCUUCCAAUGUUCUCUGGAAAAUUCAUUUGGAACUGUUUAUUUUUAAAUAAAGUAUACAAUUUAAUAAAAUAUAAAAGACUGGAAACAAAGUGGGGAGGGGCCUUUACUGCAUAAUGCUUUAUCUACUAUUUGCUUAAUGAUGGUGAGUUACCUUUCACCUACUAAGUGCCCUCCAGCUGCAUUGAACUGCAAGUCCCACCAUCCUCAGUCAGCAUGGCCAAUGACCUAGAAAGAGAGAGGGGGAAAAGUUCAAUAAUUUAUGUCUGGAUUAGCAUCUGCUUGAUGGUUACAUAAUUCAACCUUAAUCAUGCAUACAGUUGGAGGAAGCAUCUGUGGCUUUUCAAGUGUUAAUGAAGUACUACUUGCAAUAUUCUUUUAGACCUGGUUGGCUGAUGAAAGUUGGCUUCCAACAUGACCUGGAAGGCUACAGGCCUCCCGUUUCUAUGGUAAAGGUUGAAAACAUGAAACAGUGUUGACUCUAGCAAACACAAACGUGAAACACUGCAAGACUCUAAACAUGAAUAACAUAAUAUACAUUGAACUGAGGUAAAAUGAGGAUAGGAACAAUUCAUUUUACACAUACCACACACAAAUGAAUUUUAAAAAGACAACAAGAAUUACAUUAGCUUGGCAAGCUUAAGAAAUCAAAACAAACAUUAUGGAUGUGGGUUUUUUUUAGAAUUGAACGAACUGAAAAGUUGAGGUGAACAAGAAUUUAGAGAAGAAGAAAAUUAAUAAUGAAUAAACAAAAAUAGAAUGUUAUUCUAAAAGGGGCACUUUUAUACAUUUUAACCAUCUUUUAUAUAAGCGACUAAUUAGAAAAAAGUAAGUUUGUCUUGAGCCAAGGUCAACCCUGCAUUUUUCUUGACAACCAUACAAAAGUGAUUUGUUGUCUUCUCUUGACUUCUCAGUCUAACUUACAGCCUUGGGCCUUCCUAGUGACCCCUCACACAAUUACUAACCAGAUCCAAUUCUGCAUAACAUUUUGAAAUAAGAUUAGCUGCUAGGUCAUCACACAAAUGUUUCAUUAAUUAGGCAAUAAACAUGCACAGAUGCACAUUUAAAAAUAAUUGCUAUGUUUUGAAAUGUAACAGUUUUUUUAAAAAAAUGUAAUACUCCUAGUCAUUGUGGGAAAGAAUGAGACCAGUAUGAAUAGAUGACCUUAAAGCUUUUGAUACGUCUCCCAAUUGAUCUUUAUGUUGAAACUGGCCUUGAAAUGCUUUCAUGUAGAAAAUUGUUCUCUGACAGCCUUUUAUAGAGAAAACAAUAGUAUCUACUCAUGCUCAUCAAAGAUCACUUGGCCAUACUCCUUUGGUUACACGUUGUUGAAAAUCCACUGUGUUUACUGCCCUAAAAUUGCCCAUUUUUAAAUCAGAUUUGGCUCUGUACUUUUAAUAGCACUAGGUUGAAUUAAAGUAUUCCUUUAAAAAAGUAAACAAAGAUUCCAAAAUACCAAAUUUCCAAGCAUUCAAUAAGUCCUCCUAUCAUAAUAUGCUCCAUUUUUGUAAUAAUGAAUGAAGAUAUUAGUGUCAUCAAUUAGGUUAUCUUAGAACAGUUUAAUACCUGGAAGAACUGUCACCCAUAACAAGAUUUGGACAUUAUGUGCCAAAACUUUGAUUACUCCUGUUUGUACCUCUUUCUCCUUUUCUAAAUCAACACUGUUACAUUGGUAUACAGGAUUUUCUUUUGGAAUGCUAAUCUGAAUUGUACAAAUGCUAUUCUUUCUAUUCUGAAAUAAGAAUUUGAAAGAAGGUUGUACAGUAUGGACAUUCAAUAAUCAGAUUAACUCUGUUUGCUCAGAUAAGAAUUUUCCAUGACAUGGACCUGAUCUUUGAGACAGGAAUCUACUGGUAGUUAUUACUGGAAGCUUUGGCUUCCUUCAAAAUACAUCUAUUCUUAGGGCAUGCCAUGUACAUUUUGAUUCAGGCUUUUAGAGCAUUAAAAAUCAUAUCCCGGUCUAGAUAGGCAACUUUCUAUGUUCUUUUCAGCUGCUGCAGAUUUUUUGCUCAUCUUUCUGAAUAUGCAGCAGCAAUCUAGUUAUUUUGUCCAGAAAGCUUGCAUUCCAUUUAUAAUUUUUACUAUCAAUUGUCAUUUUAAGAACUGAGUAGCGGUCUAUCAUUGUUCAAUUCAACUAUUAAAAAGGACUCACUUUGAACACAAAAACAGACUUUUUCAUACCUCACACUUUAUUCUCUUCAUCAAAUGUUUGUGUAGUUGGUAGUAUAUUUUAGGAGGAUGACACAAAGUCUCUCUCUCUCUCUCUCACACACACACACACAUACACAUACACAUGUGCGCAUACCCAUAUAUAUGUACACCCGUACACACACACACACACAGAGAGAUACAGUUCUUUCAAUGAAAGUUUAAAACUAUUUAAAAAUUUUGUUUUUUUUCUUUUUUCCUCAGAAAUGAUUUCUCAAAGAGAUGUGAAUCAAUAUAUUUACCUCAAAUUUCUAACCUUUUAGAAAUGCAGACAUUCCUUUCUAUUACAAACAAAAAAGCACAUACUUUCCUACAGAAGUAGGAAACUUCUGCAAAAUGUCAUUAUCAAUUACAUAGCCAGUACUAAAAUUGCAAGAAUCAAGCUGAAAACUGGGAAUAGUAAUAAUCUGUUACUACUUCCGGAACCGCACCAAACAAAAAUGUGGUAAAAUUCAUGAGUUUAGUCUGGGAUGAACUGGGAAGUGACCAUUAGUGCCUGCUCUGAAUACAAAGAUUAAAAAGGUAGAAAGAAAUGAAGCACAAAGUUCACACCUGUUAAUUUCUAAUAUUUUCAAAUCUAAGUAAUGUAUAUUUCUAAGAUCCCAAAAUUAUUAUUUCAUAACAACUGGAAAGUCUGGAAAGGUUUGCUGGGGGGGAGAAUGAGGAGUGAAGAGCCCAAUGGCUGACAUUGAAACCAAACAUUUCCUGGAGCAAACGUCCCUCACAAAUGUCUGCUUUUACUUUUUGUGCUUAACAGGCUUGAAAAAUGUAUGAAAGGGAAAUAAAAUAU